Molecule: messenger RNA, 363 nt
Organism: Cadophora gregata
Lineage: Eukaryota; Fungi; Ascomycota; Leotiomycetes; Helotiales; Ploettnerulaceae
Exons: 1
Coding region: 1-363 (120 amino acids)
Source: RefSeq, a predicted model, not a curated record
AUGAGACUCCGUACUCUUGUAGCGCAGAAGAGUUUGUGGCAUGGAGAGUAUGCGGAUGUCGCCGUUCGCGUUCGCAUCCUGGAAGUAGCUGUACAGCGAGCGGUUGGUCGCGAGAUUCUUGUUGCAAGGAUGGCGCUUUGUGAAGCGAUGUUGUAUAUGGUCUCCUACCGUGCGAUCCUGAGCAUGCUCAGGGAUAUCGAGAGUAUGCUUGCUGAGGAGGCACUUGAUGGUUGGGAUUGGAGAGUGGGUUUGAGAGCUCAGCUGGAUGCAAGAGAUCGGCUCUACUACAAGGAGAUUGGAAAUUUGAGUGCCGUUGCGGAAGAGAGGUACACGCUGGCUAGUCUUCCUUCAGGGAUCGCAUAG